UGAGCGUGAACGUGUGCAUUUGCAAGAGGUUUGUUGUUGCAAUCGUUUACACUUUCCGAUUUCCUUUACGUCCAUACGGAUUUGCAAAAACUGACUAUUUUAAACAAUAUACGAGAUUUGUUUUCAAUUAGUCGGCACAAAGCCACAAGACCGUCAGCAUCAUCAUUCAAAACACCAUCCAGCCUAACAUUAGAUUUCGUUUUGGUACGCACGCCGCAAAUAGCACAUCGAAAGUGUAAUUACUUGAGAAUUUACAUUCAAAGUGUUACCAGUUGUGUGUUAAAGGUUAAGUUUUUGUUUUUUUUUUUUAAUUUAGCGCAUUAAUUCUUCGAUUGCGCUGCAAACAUAUUUUUGUGAUAUACAUUUUCGAAAGAAAGAAAGGCGGAAAAAAGACACAGAAAGAGAAAUGCAUUUGAUUCUGUACCUGUUGCUACCGUUGGUUGUAGCAAGUGACGUGGUUACGAAUACGGGUCAAAAUACACGCGAUGUUUCUCGACCACAGCGCCGACAACAAAGGAGAGCGAAAGUGACGACUACAACAAUAGCAACGCCGACAACAGCAGCCGCUCCAAUCGAUCGCUCGGGCGAUCGUGCAAUUGGAUCAGACUUUGUGCCACGAGACAUAUUCAAAUUUGAAUUGGCCGAUGCAAAAGUGCCGGAUUUUGCAGCACAACAACGCUACAACCCACAGCAGGCAAACAGUAAUAAACGGCCGCGACAGCGCAAAGCUCGAAGGCAAGACAGUGCAACGAGUACGGAGGCAAUCGAAACGAAAAGUAUUGAUACACCGAAGACUUCUGACGAUCAAUCUGGAUCGGAUUCCCGUGUGUUAACCAUUUCACAUCCAGCUCCAGUCACCGCAUUCGACUCACAACGUACGAAAACUGUUAAGCAAUUGCCGUUCAGUGUACAAAAAGCGAUAAACCAUGCGUUGAAACAGGAUUUUCAAAUUCCAUUUUUAGAUACAAUUAAAUAUUACUUCAAAGAUCCAACGCCGAAAACGAAGCAAUUCAUCGGUGUCGAUCGAUUACCAGCUGGUGCGAAGCUCGUCAGCGACAGUCGUAUUCGACAAUGGUGGCAACCACCACCGGUUUUGGCAGCGCAAAGUUUAAAACAAACCCCGGUCAGUUAUUCUAAAAUCAGUCCAACCACGCUAAAACCACUCGCUUCGGCAAAUGAUUAUGUUGCAUAUCCAUUGUUACGUGCAUACACAUACCCGAAAUAUCCAGUGGGUUAUUCAAUGAAUGUGGCAUCGGAUUUAGUAAACGGUGUUGGAUUUUUGUACGGUGAUCGGAUUUACUCGAAACCUUAUACAUACCAAAAGAAUGUCCAUCAGGUGACGGCCGAUAUAAAGCCAGUGAUUGAAUCGAAGCCAUUCGGUGAAGAUGACAUUAUAAACGGGGUUUAUCGCACCACACAAAAUAGCAUUCUAUCUACGUCACCAGUUAUAUUUCCCACAUCGACGGAACUACCAAAGACCCAAACUUUUGUGAAAUAUUAUUCGGCCGAGCUACCCGAACGAAUUCCAACAAAUCCAGACACCGGUGUGCCAUUAUCGCAUGACAAAAAUACAAUCAAUUUGAUCAACAAGGCGGUGAGCGAUCUGAAAAAGCAUAAUCCACAUUUGAAUGUUGUGCCGAAGCGUUUGGAAAAGGAUGAGCUAGUGGUGCAUGUCACACCAAAACCAGAUUAUUUCUCAAAAGGAACAACAGCCAUACCGUCGUCCACAACUGACCAGUCGUUCAUCAAUCUAUCGGGCAACAAAGACAUUGUGCCGGAUAAAAAUCUCAUUUAUCUGAACAAAGUCAUUGGAUCGCACAAAGUGAAUCGACCGCACAUUGCCGGCCAUACAUUUGUCACCACUCAUGUCGAACCAUCCAACUAUGAUGACCUGGUUGAGUCAGGCUAUGCCUUUGGGUAUCGAGUGCGAGAUUAUCACACGGGCAAUGAUUUUGGACAUACGCAAAAACGCAUGACUGACGGCACGACAAUGGGAGAGUAUAAAAUAUUAAUGCCAGACGGCCGAACGCAGAACGUUAAAUACAAGGCAGACGAUGCCCACGGAUACAUGGCUGAUGUUAGCUAUGAUGUGUGAAAGCGCCAAACACAGCAGGCCAAUCAAAACCAGUAAACCAUUUUAAUUAUGUGCAAUAAAAAUGCUACUCAUUUUAAUGAUAAUCUAUUCCAAAGUUGAUCGCAGACUAAUCUCUGUGUAAUCAUUAAACAAACACACAAAAAAAAACAAACCGAGAAAAACAUUAUGUUUAACGGAGCCAACAAGUGUCAAUCAUUUUGAAAUUGUGCAAUAUUUUUUUUUUUUACUUUCUUCCAAUACCGUUUAUCGGUAAUUACCGCCUAUUUUUAAUGACCAUAUUUUAGCUCGUAGCCUUAUGUUAUUACCUGUGUAAGUGAUUCUAUUGGUUGCAUUCAUUCACUCCGUUUUUAGCACAUACACACACACACAGACUCUCUUGGCUGGAUGAUCUUCUCUUUCUAAAACUAGUCUAAAUUUACCAUGAUUGUUUUUCUUACCAUUUUUUUCUCUAUUAGGCCAAUAAGUGUGUAAAACAUUGAUCUUGCUGCAAGCGAAGAGACAAAAAGAGAAACCACACCUUGGUUGAGUUUGCUCUUUUUUUUUUAUUGUUCUUUUUGGACUCUUUGUUUAUUAAAGCGAUUAUAUAAAUGUAAAACGUU
Sitodiplosis mosellana (orange wheat blossom midge) is the source of this 2694-nucleotide messenger RNA. RefSeq lists its product as uncharacterized. Lineage: Eukaryota; Metazoa; Arthropoda; Insecta; Diptera; Cecidomyiidae. The record is from RefSeq and is a predicted model, not a curated record. Gene Ontology annotation, cellular component: extracellular matrix. Bases 407 to 2095 code for a protein of 562 amino acids. The transcript is spliced from 4 exons.